GGGGGGGGAUCCGAGCCUGCCGAGGGGAAAAGUGACCUGCCCCGCUCAGGCCGGCGGCGAUGGAGGAGGGCAUGAGCAGCAUGCAGCAGAAAGCGGCGGAGCUGGAGCACAUGGCCGAGGUCCUGCUCACCGGCGAGCAGCUCCGGCUCCGACUGCAUGAAGAAAAGGUCAUUAAAGAUCGGCGUCACCACCUUAAGACGUACCCGAACUGCUUCGUUGCCAAAGAGCUGAUCGACUGGCUGAUUGACCAUAAAGAGGCCUCAGACCGAGAGACGGCAAUUAAACUGGUGCAGAAAUUAUUGGAUCACAGCAUUAUCCACCAUGUCUGUGAUGAGCAUAAGGAAUUCAAGGAUGUCAAACUAUUCUACCGCUUCCGAAAAGACGACGGGACAUUUCCGCUGGACAAUGAGGUGAAGGUGUUCAUGAGAGGACAAAGACUGUAUGAAAAGCUGAUGAGUUCUGAAAAUACCCUUCUGCAAGCCAGGGAAGAGGAAGGAGUCAAGUAUGAACGGACCUUUGUGGCAUCGGAGUUCAUUGACUGGCUGAUCCAGGAAGGAGAGGCCACGACACGGACUGAAGCAGAGCAGCUCGGCCGCAGACUUUUGGAGCACGGGAUUAUACAGCACGUGUCCAACAAGCACCAUUUUAUGGACAGCAACUUGCUCUACCAGUGCAGAAUGAAUUUCCGCCGGCGGCGGCGAUUAAUGGAGCUCCUCACUGAGAAAUCUCGCUUGGUGCCAGAAAGCCAUGACAGCCCGUUUUGCCUGCGCAAGCAGAACCAUGACAACAGAAAACACACCAGUUUUCUCUCAGUGAGUCCCACCAAGGAGAUAAAGAUCGUGUCGGCAGUACGGAGGAGCAGCAUGAGUAGCUGUGGCAGCAGUGGGUACUUCAGCAGUAGCCCAACGCUCAGCAGCAGUCCCCCCGUGCUCUGCAACCCCAAAUCUGUAUUAAAGAGACCUGUGACUGCUGAUGAGCUCUUGAUGCCUGGAGCCCCAUACGUAAGAAAAACUUUUACGAUCGUCGGCGAUGCGGUGGGCUGGGGCUUUGUGGUGCGGGGGAGCAAGCCCUGCCACAUCCAGGCUGUGGACCCCAGCGGGCCAGCAGCCGCGGCUGGGAUGAAGGUUUGCCAAUUUGUCGUAUCUGUCAAUGGCCUCAAUGUUCUCCAUGUGGAUUACAGGACAGUGAGCAACCUCAUCCUGACCGGCCCUCGAACAAUUGUGAUGGAAGUGAUGGAAGAAAUAGAGUCCUGAGAAGGAGAAAAACUCUUAUUGGACAUUUUUGUGAGAGAAAUAGUGAUUAUUGUGGAGCAGCAUGACACAAGGAGGCAGAACGUUACUGUGUCUAAAAUAGAUGAUUUUGCUUUUAGGGGAAGGGGACUCUCUUUCAUUUAACAAUAAUAGCACUGGUGAUUAUGCUAAGAAAUGGACAAAAGAUACCAGCAUAUUUUCACUAAGGACUUCUGUUUGCCCGACGGAGACAAGGUUAAGGCCUUUAAGGUUGUCUGUCCAGCCAUGUCUGCAUCGGUCAGAAUGGUUUCCCACUGAAGAGGCCGGGUAGAUUUCCUCACAGUCCACCACUGGAUCAAAGCACUUCAGGAGAUGAAAGAACCAAACACUGUGGGGUCAGGAUGUCACAGAUGGUUUGCAUGACAUAUUUAUGUUGGUAAACAUCCUUCUGGUGUCCAGCUUUGUCCCAGGAGCAUGUGCUGUCGCAGUUGCUCUCUCCUUGGGCUGAGGGACAGCUGACUAAAUGCUGGCUUGAUUGCAAUCAAACAAAAUGAACUGCAAAUGCAUGAAAAAAAGGUGUCCAUUCUCUGUAGAGGAUACUCUGGUAUGAAUGUUUGGGCCUGACUGAAUACACUGAUUAGUCUAGAAAGAAAAAUCAUGCAAAUGGAAAAGCGUGCAGUACUUUUACAAAAUCUGCCUUUGAAAAUCGGGCUUGUUGUUUAGAUGCCUACACACUGGUUUAGGUGCUCACGUAUAAAAUGUUCAUUUUGGGUUUUUUCCUUAUCUGUAAAGGAAAAGUGUCUCAUUCUUGCUGUUCGUCACUUUGGAGAAAUUUUGGACAUCUUUAUUCCUAGAAGAAGAAGAAUAUUUGGCGGGUUGAAGUGGGAAAUCCACAGUGAUAGCAUUAGCAAUGAUACAUCCAGAUGCUCCAGUAGAGAAAGUACCCUUCAAAUUGAAGCAAUGUACUUGAAUGUACAUUAAGCUUGUUAGCACUUUCCAAUCAUCAAAUGUUUUGCAAACUACAGACUUGCCACAUGAAUUGCAUUUGACACUAUUACUAAUAAAACAUUGUAUUUAACUGACUCUUACUCUUUUUCAAACAGUAGGAUUUCUUCGCUGAUGAAUUCAUGAAACAAAUCUUUUUUAAAAAUGUAUAUACAAAUUCCAUAUUCUGCAGAGUUACGUGACUCUUCAACUCGAUCGUAAGUGGACUGCAUGGGUUUUCUUUGAUCUUUGAACUGAAUAAAUACAUCCUUGUCCACAAAAUUAUAAAUAUAUAUUUCAGACUUUCUCUGCUGUCUAAAUUUUACAAUUAAAGCUUGACUUUCUAUAUGAGCAUACCACAAAUCCUUCAAUUACGGGGUGGGGAAAGUAUUUUUUCCUCAAAUAAUUUUGAAAUAUGUUUUAUAUUAAAAAUUGU
This is a messenger RNA of Gymnogyps californianus (California condor), 2649 nucleotides long. RefSeq names its product DEP domain containing MTOR interacting protein (gene DEPTOR). Lineage: Eukaryota; Metazoa; Chordata; Aves; Accipitriformes; Cathartidae. Gene Ontology annotation, molecular function: protein binding. The transcript has 10 exons. Gene Ontology annotation, biological process: intracellular signal transduction; negative regulation of TOR signaling. Bases 60 to 1253 code for a protein of 397 amino acids. The record is from RefSeq and is a predicted model, not a curated record.